AUGGCCUCGCUGCUGCUUCCCUGUGGCAUUUUUGUUUUUGCUUCUGCUGCUUUCUACGGGCUUUUUGCUGCUUCAUUUUUCUUCUUUUGUCAAAAAAGAAAACUGAAAUGCGCAGGGAGAUCAAGAUGCAUGCGCAGCGAGCUUCGCUCCAGGGGUGAACUGCUGCUGCUGCUGCUGCUGCUGCUGCUGCUGCUGCUGCUUGUGGUGUGCGCACAGUUAGUUUGUGCCGCCAAGGGCCUGCUUUUGACGGAAAAGGACAAGGAAGUGCAGCAGCAGCUCCGCUGCUGCUGCAUGCACGAUGACGCAGAGCUUUGCGUCUCUGACGGCUUCGACUUGGAGGACCUCCAGGCCUGCUGCAGCAGCAGCGACAGCAGCAGCAGCAGCGACACCAGCAGCGGCGACAGCGGCUGCAGCAGGCAGCAGCAGCAGGCAGUCCUGCUCUCCGAGGAUGAGCUAGGACUCCGGACAACGGAGCAGCAGCAGCAGCAGCAGCAGCAGCAGCAGAAGCAGCUGCUCGAAGACACACAGAAGCAGCAACUUCGGCGUAAGUUGCUGCAGCGCCGCAAGCUCAGGCUGCAGGGUGUAUGUACACUUGAAUGUGCUGCGUGUGCAACUGCUGUGUUUGCUGCAGCUGCUGUGUCAGCUGCUGCUGUUUCUUUGGAGCUGGCAGCAGCUGUUGAAGAAGCCCUUGAGCAGCAGAAGAUGCAAGAAGCAGCAGCAGCAGCAGCAGCAGCAUCAACGGACUGCGCAGAGGCCGCAGCAGCAGAUGCCGCAGCAGCCGAGACAGCAGCAGCAGCGCCUGCUGCUGCCCCGGCUGCUGCUUCUAGCUUCGAAGGCGAAGUCCCGAAGCACAGAGCAGCAGCAGCAGCAGCAGCAGCAGCAGCAAACGGAGCAGAAACGGCAGAGGAUGCAGAAGCAGCAGACACAGACACAAGAAGACCGGAUCCUGCGUUGCUGCUGCCCCGCAACUUGAGGUGUACAGACACUGCAAGAGGGCGCCGCGUUGCUUCUUGUGAACCCCCAGGUGCAGCAGCAGCAGCAGCAGCUGCUGCUGCUGCAGGAACGAGAAGCCACAGUUCCUCUCCCGUCAGGUGCACGGACUUUGCUGCUGCUGCUGCUGCAGUUGCAGCAAGGCAAGCCCGGCUCAGCAGCGAGUGGCCGAGCAGCAGCAGCAGCAACCGGAGCAGCAGGAGCAGCAAGAGCAGCAGCAGAAGCAGCAAAAGUAAAAGCGACCGACUGUCACUUUCUGUCUGCUCAUUAGAAAACAAAAACAAAAAGAUUUUGGACCCCCCCAGGGGGCCCCUCAAGGGGCCCCCCAGGGGGGCCCCCAAGGGGGGCCCCCAGCUGUCCCCUGGCAGCAAAACAGAGCCAUUUAGAGACAGGACAGAAGAUGCUUUGGAUUUGCUGCUGGGGCUGCCGAGGCCCCGGAGAGACAAGGAUGCAGCAGCAGCAGCAGCAGCAGCUGCUGCUGUUGCUGCCGAAGCCUCAGCAGCAGAAACUCUGGAGAUUGUGGAGCAAAGGGCGGGGCUCUUCUGGGACAGCGCCAUUCACCAGCAGCAGCAGCAGCAGCAGCAGCAGCAGCAGCAGCAAAUAGGAGAAGCAGAAGCAUCUUUCUGGACCCGCUCAAUCCCCACUUCUUGUUCAGAGGAGGGCCCCACAGACUCUGGGGGCCCCCAAGGGGACUCUGUAGAUCCCCUCAGGGGCUUUCGGGACUCUUUUGCGGCAGUAGCGCCGCCAGAGGGGCCCCCAGGGGCCCCCCAGGGGCCCUCAGGGGCCCCAGGGGGGCCCCCGGGGGCCGGGGGGCCCCCGGGGGCCCCCCUGGAGUCUCCAGGGGCCCCCCGGGGGCCCUCGGGGGCCCCCCUGGGGUCUCCAGGGGCCCCCCAGGGGCCCCCAGGGGCCCCCAAGAGGGAAUCUCACCCAGAUGGGGGCCCUCCAGGAGCGUCGUCUGCAGACACUAAAGAUAUUGUCUUUUUAUAG
This is a messenger RNA of Eimeria necatrix, 1977 nucleotides long. RefSeq lists its product as hypothetical. Bases 1 to 1977 code for a protein of 658 amino acids. Lineage: Eukaryota; Apicomplexa; Conoidasida; Eucoccidiorida; Eimeriidae. The transcript has a single exon. The record is from RefSeq and is a predicted model, not a curated record.